AUGUAUAGGACAACGAGCGAAGGCGCAGCUUCUAGCGCGGGAGGAUCAUCCAAAAAAUGGCGGCUACCAAGGCCUUUGCGAACGAAGAAGAGUAAACUUGGCAAGGAUGAUAGGGGAAGAACGUCCGGGUCUAGUGAAUUUGACCCCAGUCACUUAUCGUCACAUCUUCGAUCGGACUCCAGUUCCAUGCAUGCCAUGUACGAGAUGCAAGAAAACAACUAUAGACAGUUGCAGAUCUUGACACAGCGAAUGCGUUCGGCGCCUUCCGGCCCAAGCCAUGUCGAUUCCGCUUAUAGAGAGUUUGAGAAAAUCCGGGAACCUUGCUCGACGCUUUGUUAUAGUAUUUUACGGGACGAAUUAAGGCCGGUCAAGGCACUGUCGAAUACCACUGAGACAAUGACUCGAGGAGACUCUUCGUUUGACUCUCCUCGUAGCCCCGGGGCCACUAUAUUUGACCAAAGAAGCUCGUUUAGCGGCCGCAGUCUUACUGAGGUAAUUACGGGGAACACUACAAAGCUUGGUCCAACUAAUGAGUUGUGGCUAAAUGCCGUCAGAGACUGGAAAACUUGUCUGGAAACUCUGUGCGAAGCCUUCAAAGUCAGCUUAGCCGACACUUACAAAAGCUACGAGCGUGAUGCGACCCCGGAAAUGGUCGAUUUGCUUUUCACAAGUCGAAAGUUUCGCCGAGAAGCAGUGCAUCGCAUGAGAAAUGCUAGCGUCACUAGGCUCCUCUCUGCUGAUCCCCAAUUUUUCCCCAGAUACGAGAUUCGUUUCAGAAACUAUGAAAGGGUUAAGAAAGAAGUGACCGAAGUUCGGCGGCUUCUCCAGUCUGGGGAAUCGGGAAUUUCACCCUCAAGAGAGGUUCAGGAAUUCUUUAUCGCAGAACGGGGCGACGCCAUGCUUGAAUUUGCGAAUAUUGGAAACCAAGCGUCAAAUAAUGACCCAGUUUUACGCUUUCGUGUCUCAUCUUACAUGCUGGCUGAGACAUCCCCCAUCUUUGCUCGCAUGUUCUCCGGCCACGCAAACAGCAUGCAAUUGCACGAAGCUGAAGACAUCACACCUCACGUCCCCCCCCCUCCUGCACCCUACUCCCUGGAGAUCUUGAUGCAUGCGGCACAUAUGCACAACGAAUUAAUUCCGAGAGAGGUCACUUUCAAUCAGUUUGUCGCCAUUGCAGAGUGCUCAAUGAGAUAUAAGAGUACAUCACCGCUGGAAAUGGUGGUUGAGCACAGAUGGCUCCCUCAAUGGAUGCAUAGAGGUGCUGAUGACAUGCCCGAUGGAGUCUUAGUCAUCAGUUAUGCCUUCGGCUGCAGACAACUCUUUACUCGAAUGUCAAAGAGUGCUAUUUUGAAUUUGGUUGAUGAAAAAGACUUGCAAAGCAAGCCCUGGCCGCAGAAAAUUAAGGACAAGAUUUGGGCAGUUAGAUGUGCCAAGUUGGCUCAGAUCUAUUCUUGCUGCACUAACGCUAUUCAAGAAUAUAUCCGCCAGCCUAAUCAAGAUUCACCCACAGAGACGUACGCGCAUCCUCAGGUGGAGGUGAUGACAAGCCUACAGACUGCGGCUGCACCCCCAGCUUACGCGGCCACCCUGACGAGUUCGCCAAGAUGUCCCAAGGGAAGUCAUAGCUGCGAUGCCUCCAAUCUCGGGUGGAUGAUACUCGUCUUUAAUCAAAUGAAUUUGCUGCCACAAAUUCUGCAACCCUCUGUUCUAUCUCACAUGUCAGAGUCCGAGGAGCCAUCGAGAAGCCUAGCCCAGCUGGUUGAAACUCUGAGGAUGAUGCCCAGCCCUGCGUCGCCCGUUCAUCGAAGUGGGGUUUGUGACCCAAGCCCAGCCUUUCGCGCGGCCAUUGCCGACAUAUAUAACAGUGUCACAGGCCUUACUCUUCAUGAUAUCAGCGGAAAGAGCCAUGGCUGGGCAUUGUCAAAGCACCGUAUGUUGGAUCCACAGACAGUUCCAGCAACCGGCUUGAGUCGCAUGGCAGCCAGUGAUGAUAAUUAUUCAGUGGUGAAUGAAUUCCCUGACUCCAUUCGGUUCCAGAUUCUUCUUGAGAUUAGUGACCUCAGUGAUCUACAUGCCGCGGCUCGGAUCAACAAGGGUUUCUACGAGACAUAUCAAACUCAUGAAUUGACCUUGAUGCGUAAUAUUCUCCGUGCAGACCGAUUGAGAACGGGCUUCGUCCUGGUCCCACAGCGCGCCGGAAACUCUGAAGAUAAGAUUCCAAAGGAGGUGUCAGAUAUGAUCAAGCGCGAGGGGCCAAUUGAGGGAGCAGACGCUGUUACGAUUGGAACGGACGACUAUGAUUAUUCAGAUGAGGAUGAAGACCAUGAGGAGGAUUUGGAGGGAAUUGAAGGGACAGAGGCGUCUCCUAGAAAUCCCAUACUCUCAAGCCGGCCUCUCACCGUCGACCCUCCUAUAUACACGGAGGAUGAAAGACGUUCCUCUGAAGAUGCUGCCUCGCCGACCACGCCGCGACAAAUAACUCUCGACGGCCCAGUGCCUUCUCAGCGUUCUCCAAAGAAACCGGAUGAGACAGUUACCGUCGUUAUCGAGGAACCACUAAUGACUGAUGAAGAGGCACGCAGAAUUUUGUGGCCCGACCCAAUAGUGUCCGAAUCUCCGACCCCAACCAAGCCCCCAUCUCCUGGGGUGGAGGUGAUACAUGAGAAGUUCCGGGUGGGUGAUCCUUCUUUUGUCGUGGCAUUAGAGGAUAAGACGCUAGUUAUUACUGGAGACAAGCAGCUACGAAGCGAGUUAGAUCGGAGAAUUGGCUUGUCGAAGAAGGGCGACAACAGGCCAAAUAGUUCGAGGAAUACGUGUGGCGGUUGUGGGUCGAAGGGCUAG
Messenger RNA from Metarhizium acridum CQMa 102, 2841 nucleotides. NCBI's taxonomy places the organism in Eukaryota, Fungi, Ascomycota, Sordariomycetes, Hypocreales, Clavicipitaceae. The record is from RefSeq and is a predicted model, not a curated record.